Closterium sp. Naga37s-1 is the source of this 1206-nucleotide messenger RNA. Lineage: Eukaryota; Viridiplantae; Streptophyta; Zygnematophyceae; Desmidiales; Closteriaceae. The record is from the annotation of a GenBank genome assembly.
AUGGAUUUGCUCCAAGAUCCUCGAGUCUGGGCUCCAGCGGGUCCGCGGCACCCGUUGGAGGUGAACACGCUGAAGCACGGCGACGCCGUCACGGGCCUCUGCUUCUCGCACGAUGGCUCCGCGCUCGCCACAGCGUGUGGCGAUGGAGUGGUGCGAGUGUACACCAUCGACGACGUGACUGCCAAGAGCAUCAAGUUCCGGCGCAUAAACACGGGGCCGGGGGUGCAUCCGGUGGGGGUGGCGUUCGGCAUGUCGGCAAUGGAGGUGGCCGUGUCGGGCACCAGCCCCUACGGCAGCUGCAUGCGCUUCUACGGCCCCGCCACAGGGAGGGCGUUGGAGGAGGCGCGCAAGGAGGGCAAGCAGGCGCCGGUGGAGGUGAAGUGGGAGCACCGCCCCGCACACGGCAACAAGGCCAUCAUCGCCAUCACCUCCGCCAUCUCCACCCAGGGGUCCGGUGAUGGCACUGCUGUCAUCGCCACAUCAUCAGAAGCAACGGACGUGGUGGUGUGGGGGGCAGCAGACGGCAAGGUGGUGGGGGAGGUGGACUCCAACCAGCUGCGCAACACCAUGGCCGCCCUCUCGCCUGAUGGAAGGUUCCUCGCAAUCGCGGCCUUUACGGCAGACGUGAAGAUAUGGGAGCUUGUGUAUGGACGGGAUGGAGCCAUUCAGAGCGUGACACGUGUCAUGCAGCUCAAGGGCCACAAGAGUGCGGUGACAUGGCUGGCGUUCACAUGGGACAGCAAGGGCAUGGUCACGGCAUCCAAGGAUGGCACCAUCAAGAUAUGGAACAUUGACGUGCGCUACCACCUGGACGAGGACCCCAAGUGCCGCCGCACCUUCCCCAUCCUGCCACUGCCCUCCACCACCACGCCAGAGGCCAUAGCAGCAGCUGAUGCAGCAGCAGCUGCUUCAACAGGCAAGAAGGGCAAAAAGCCCGCAGGCCCCGUGCUGCCGCUGCUGGACAGAAUAGCUGUCAGUCCAGAUGGCCGCCUGCUGGCUGUGGCAGUGGGGGCGGCGCUGCUGUGGUAUGAGCUGGAGGGGGGCAGUAUUGUCACGGCGGACGAGCAGGCUCACACUGAUGUGAUCACGUGGAUGUCAUGGUCGCCCAAGCCAGUUCCCAUUGCUGGAGGAUCGAAGCCAGUGCACAUACUUGCCACAGCGAGUGCAGACAAGAAGCUGAAGCUCUGGAAGGCACCAGAGCUAUGA